GAGCACGGAGAAAGCCGGUGUGUAUCUCCUCUUGUAUUGCUCGAUGUCACGAUCCGUCAGGGAUAUCGCUGAUCUGAACGCGUUCCACGACUACCUGCUGAGCUGUAAGACGAUACUUGCUGUUGUUGGUGCUGGGCUCAGUGCCUCUUCUGGACUACAGACGUUUCGAGGGAGCGGAGGCCUCUGGCGUAACUACUCACCGAUAGAUCUGGCCACACCCGAUGCCUUUCACGUGGAUCCAGGCCUGGUGUGGCAAUUCUACAGCUCAAGGAGGUUUCUUGCCCUGAAAGCGCGUCCCAACAAGGGCCAUUUUGCUUUGGCAGAGUUGAGCCGAAGACACGAUGUUAACUUCCUCACCCUGACACAGAACGUCGAUGGGCUCAGUACGAGGGCCAGGCAGCAGAAGGACACGCUGCUGGAACUGCAUGGGUCCUUGUUCACGCUGAGAUGCACCGGGUUCUUCUGUAAUUACGUCGAGGAAAACAACAGAGAGCAUCCACUUACUCCUGCUCUCGGUGGCAACGAGGAUGAGUUUGUGAGACAGAAGAAGAGGCCGUUGGAAGACAGCGGCGACUCUUGUGCUAAGAAGCGUAGAGCUACAGAAACUAUACAGGCAGAAUCAAAGAGCUCAUCUGUAACGUCAUCCCCGGACCUCAAGCCCAUCUCCACGAUCACUGACGACGAAUUGCCACAUUGUCCCAAGUGCAACAGCCUGCUGAGACCUGGCGUAGUGUGGUUUGGUGAAUCUCUGCCUCUGAAGGUGAUAGACAAGGCCGAUGAGUUCUUGACUUCAAACCACGUGGAUUUGGUGCUCGUGAUUGGAACCUCGGGCACAGUUUGGCCAGCAAUGGGGUACGUGGAGAGAGUACAGCAGCAAGGUGGCAAGAUCGCAGUGUUCAACACCGAGAUCGACGAGGAGGACGUCAGGAAGCACGGGGGAUGGGGCUUCAAAGGCGAUGCUGCUGAGUGGCUUCCAAAGGCUCUGGAGCCUCUAAUUGGAACACACUUCCUGCCCAGAAACUGGAAGAAGAUGUGACAGUCAGUGUACACAACACCCACACCGCAUAGAACGACCCUUUAACGACCAAUUGGACGUAGAACACCGUGUGCCAGCGUAUUUCCUAGCGUACACCAGCGUAUACCACCACAUCGCUUGCUGACUAAGCACGCGCGAUGAGCUGCCCCGGGCCAACACACCCGCACCUGGAGUUUUACGGCCGGGUGCCCGGGUGAGGCCGCUACGAAGUUUCCACAUCAACAGCAAACAACGAGGAUUGAGGCCCGAGCUGAAGAGAGGAAGAAGCGUUAGCUAAGCAAUGCUGUCACGGUUCAGAAGCCCAUUGCGUACUCUGGCGACGAGUGCACAGCACUCGUCCACUGUGAUUGGAAUCGACCUCG
Molecule: messenger RNA, 1398 nt
Organism: Williopsis jadinii
Lineage: Eukaryota; Fungi; Ascomycota; Saccharomycetes; Phaffomycetales; Wickerhamomycetaceae
Product: SIR2 family NAD-dependent protein deacylase
Exons: 1
Coding region: 44-1036 (330 amino acids)
Molecular function (GO): NAD+ binding; protein-succinyllysine desuccinylase activity; protein-malonyllysine demalonylase activity
Source: RefSeq, a predicted model, not a curated record